This is a messenger RNA of Suillus bovinus, 570 nucleotides long. RefSeq lists its product as uncharacterized. NCBI's taxonomy places the organism in Eukaryota, Fungi, Basidiomycota, Agaricomycetes, Boletales, Suillaceae. The transcript is spliced from 3 exons. The coding region runs from base 1 to 570 and encodes 189 amino acids. The record is from RefSeq and is a predicted model, not a curated record.
AUGCCGGCUGGGCAUGCACAUACUCGCUACGUGAAUAUGCUUUUGGCACUUGAUGACAUUCCGCAAAUGUUCAACAUAAUGGCAUCUUUCUUCACAUGGAUCCUGCUUGCAGGAUUUGUCUUAUUCCCCGGAACAUUUACAUCUUUGCAACAGCAACAACUCAGCGGCGUGGAAGCACAAGUGCUGAAUGUAGUUUCUAAUAUAUCACUUUAUGUCAUCGCGUGGAUUUGUACCGGUAUUGGCAGCAUCGGUAUGAUUUGGUUGUGGUGGAGAUGGCAAAAAAAUUAUAUCUGGAUUGUGAAUCGUAUAUUUGUGCCUGGCCUACUCAAUUCGCUCGCUGGUCUUAUCUCUGUACUUUCCAAUAUCUAUGGUGUACAGCAUGGAACCUAUGUCAUCACAAGCACGUCGUCGAUCAUUGUAACAGCUGGGGUUGCAGGCGUAUGUGGAUGCCUUGUUCUUCUGUAUUAUUUUUGGUUGCUACGCAAUAUCAAGAAAGAACACGACAGAGAAGUUGGUGUAGAGGGUGCUGGAGAGCAUGGCGAAGGCGUUUUAAGGAACGAGAGGAAGUAG